Planococcus citri (citrus mealybug) is the source of this 3253-nucleotide messenger RNA. RefSeq names its product trifunctional purine biosynthetic protein adenosine-3-like. The record is from RefSeq and is a predicted model, not a curated record. The coding region runs from base 183 to 3185 and encodes 1000 amino acids. The transcript has 18 exons. Lineage: Eukaryota; Metazoa; Arthropoda; Insecta; Hemiptera; Pseudococcidae. Gene Ontology annotation, molecular function: phosphoribosylamine-glycine ligase activity; phosphoribosylformylglycinamidine cyclo-ligase activity; ATP binding. Gene Ontology annotation, biological process: adenine biosynthetic process; 'de novo' IMP biosynthetic process. Gene Ontology annotation, cellular component: cytosol.
GAUAAAAAGUGAUUGUUAUCUUGAACAGGUUUAAAUUAGAGAAGAAAUACCGAUAACCUACGAUAAUACGCCAUUUAGUGAGCAGCAGUUGAUGGUGGUAUACGCGAUGACCUUUGCUUAUUCGAUAAUCAAACGCGUCUGUAUAAUUGGUUGUUGCUUGAGAUGCAAGUAUAGUUACCAUCAUGCCGAAUAAACAUGUCGCAGUUGUAGGAAGCGGUGGCCGAGAACACGCGCUGUGUUGGAAACUAAGCCAGUCUGAUUCGGUUUCCGAAAUUUUCGCCAUUCCUGGUAAUGGCGGAACAGCUACGUGUAAAAAAGUCACCAACGUUGAUAUUGAUGUGAAUGAUUUUGAGGCUCUCAUCUCAUGGCUAAAAGAACGCGAUGUAUCGAUGGUCAUUAUCGGACCCGAGGUCCCAUUAGCAAAAGGAAUAUCAAAUGCGCUUUGGAAAAAUAACAUCAUGUGCUUUGGUCCUACUGCCGAAGCUGCUAAAAUAGAAUCCGAUAAAGAAUGGGCUAAGCAGUUCAUGAAUAGGCAUCGCAUACCAACUGCGCGAUGGAAAUCGUUCCGAAAUACCAAUGAAGCUAAACGUUUCAUCAGGAACGCACCUUUUAACGCUUUAGUAAUCAAAGCUGCCGGAUUAGCCGCUGGUAAAGGUGUUAUUGUUGCUAAUAACGUAGAUGAAGCCUGUGACGCGGUUGAUAUUGUCGAAAAACAAGGUUCUGCUGCUGAUGUUAUUAUCGUUGAAGAACGUUUAGAUGGCGAAGAAGUCUCGGUACUAGCGUUUACUGACGGCAACACUGUAAAAGUCAUGUUACCGGUACAAGAUCAUAAAAGACUACUGAACAAUGAUAAAGGCCCGAAUACCGGUGGUAUGGGUGCUUUUUGUCCUUAUGCUUUGACUGAAGAUGACAUGGAGUUUAUCGAAGAUGAAAUCAUGCAGCAUACUGUAUCGAGUAUGGCAAGCGAAUUCAACAAAUUCGUAGGAGUACUUUAUGCCGGACUUAUGAUUACAAAAGAUGGAGUCAAAGUGUUAGAAUUCAACUGUAGAUUUGGUGAUCCUGAAACUCAAGUAUUGAUGCCUUUAUUGGACAGCGAUCUGUACAAAAUUUUCGAAGAUUGCUGUGCCGGUCAUUUGAAAGACAAUAAAAGUGUGAAAUGGAAACAAAACAAAUCGUGUGUUGGAGUUGUAAUCGCUUCUAAAGAAUAUCCAUAUAGUAGCGGCGAACCACAACCAGUUUCAAACCUUUCUAAAUUCGAGGAGUAUCGAGAUUUGUAUGUUUUUCAUGGAAAUACGUCUUCAAGCGGAGAAAGUAUCCUGGCACGUGGAGGUCGUGUCUUCAACGUUGUAGCUCUCGAUACUACCUUAACCAGAGCUUCAGCCAGAGCAACUAGAGCCUGUGCAGAAGUUGAAUUCCCUGGUGCUCAAUUCCGCACAGAUAUAGGCUGGAAAGGAAUUACAAGGUCUAUCUUGAAAUAUGGAAAAACCACUUAUCAAUCUGCUGGCGUUGAUAUUACUGCUGGAAACGAUCUCAUUAAAACCAUGAAAGCUCAUAUCGAAUCAACUUUCAACGACGAUGUUGUCUCAUCGAUUGGAGGAUUCGGGGCACUUUAUGAUGCCAGUUUUAGAGAAUACAAACAUCCUAUCUUGGUAUCCGGUUGUGACGGAGUUGGAACAAAGUUAAAGAUUGCGCAAAAGUGUCAAAAUCAUACCACUAUUGGACAAGAUUUGGUAGCUAUGUGCGUCAACGAUAUUUUAGCUCAAGGUGCUAAACCUUUAUUUUUCCUCGAUUAUUUUGCCUGUGGUCGAUUAGAAGAGAAUAUAGCGAGUGAUGUUAUCGCUGGUAUUGCAAAAGGCUGUAAAUUAGCUGACUGCGCGCUAGUAGGGGGAGAAACCGCCGAAAUGCCUGGAUUUUAUAAAAAAGAUGAAUACGAUUUAGCUGGGUUUGCUGUGGGCGUGGUAGAUAAAGCGAUGGUGUUACCAAAGGGGGUCCGGGAAGGAGACAAAGUAAUCUAUUUACCUUCCAGUGGUAUUCACUCGAAUGGAUACAGCCUUGUUCGAAAAAUAUUUGACGAUUACUCUGCAGAAGAUUUAUCUGCUGUUGCACCUUUCAGUUCUGAGGGGAAAACGUUUGCGGAAGAAUUACUAACUCCAACUAAAAUUUACACCAAAGAAAUUUUACCAUUGGCAGAAAAGGGACUAAUCAAAGCUUUCGCUCAUAUAACUGGCGGUGGCUUAUUGGAAAACAUAGGUAGAGUGUUGCUUCCAUACCACAAAGUUGAAUUGAAUGCCUUAGCGUGGGAUAUCUUACCAGUAUUUGGAUGGAUAGCAGCAAUAGGUGGUGUUAACGAAGAAGAAAUGUUACGAACUUUCAAUUGCGGAGUUGGCGGUGUAAUUAUUGCUAGCCCAGAAAAUGUUGGCGAAAUAAUUGAAUUUUUGCAAACAGACGUAAUCGGAGAAGUGAGAGUAAAAGGAUUAACUGAACGUCAAGUACAGGUGCGAAAUUUUGAAAAAGCCAUAUCAAAAGUGAUGAAUCCGUUGAUCCCUGUUUUAUUGAGUCCUAAGUAUACGGCUUAUAAACGUGUAGCUGUCAUGAUUUCUGGCACUGGUUCAAAUUUAAAAGCAUUAAUCGAGAGCACGAUAAAUGAUCCUCAUUCACCAGCUAAAAUUGUAUAUGUAAUUUCUAGUCGAGCUAAUGUAAAUGGAAUUCGCAUUGCGGAAGAAUAUGGAAUUCCUCAUCAAGUAAUUCCAAGGAUCAAAAAAAAAUCGGUUGAAAAUAAUGACAGACUAAUAGCAAACUCAUUGCAAAACGAAAAGAUCGAUAUAAUUUGUCUUGCUGGUUACAUGCAUAUUUUAUCCGACUGGUUCGUUAAGCAGUGGAGUGGAAAGCUGAUUAACAUACAUCCCUCCUUGUUACCUUCAUUCAAAGGAUUAGCUGCUCAACAACAAGCUUUAAAUGCCGGAGUGAAAUUUACUGGAUGCACAGUUCAUUUCGUUGAAGCCGAAGUUGAUUCUGGAGGAAUUAUCGAUCAAAGAGUGGUGCCAAUAUAUCCCAAUGAUACAGAAGAAAUAUUGGUGGAGCGAAUUAAAGAAUAUGAACAUGAAGUUUUCCCACAUGCUUUGAAAUUACUCGCAUCGGGAAAGAUAGAACUUGAUCCAGUUACCAAAAAAGUUAUAUGGCAUUAAAAUUUUAAUCAUUAUCGAAUUAUUUUUUUAAAAUAUAUUUUAAAUAAAAUCUUCUCAUUUUUACAAAA